AUGAGGGCUCUGGUAUUGAAACUUUUUGCUUUGCUCAUCUUUCCAACUGGCAUUGUCCAAAGUCAAGUGACGACCCAGGAAAGAGUUAUGAUGCAAUAUUUUCAAAGAAGUCUUCAAGAGCUUGAGGCACGUUUGAUCAAAUGUGAUCAGGACAUCCUUCAGUUUAAUCAGAAAAUGUACGACUUGUUGAAUGAAAUGCACGGACAGUUGAGGAAGGUGAAUGUGCUGAAGUCAGAGGUGAAGAGUCACGUGGACGGCCUGGCCAUGCGUGUGGAGCGCGUGGAGAGAGACGUGGAAUACCUGCACAGUAAAAUCCCCAACGAGCCAAGUGUGGAAGUUGAGGAAUCCCUUCUGGAGCAGGAGCUGAAAGAAGCCCAGCUCAAAAAACAAGCCGCUUUCAACAAGAGCCAAGAAUGCAGUGCAGCGUUAAGUGGAAUAAGGUCUCUAAAAAUUGUCAAGAAAACAGACAAUGUCGAUGGAUCCUGGAUGAAAGACACAAUCAAAGACUCGGCAAAAAUCUACUUCUUCAGCGGUACCAGAAACAGCACUCUUCUUGAGUUUGUUUCCCUGAAAAGCUUUACAGCAGCCGACGCCUCCAAGAAGUUAAAGGUGAUCGCGCUCCCCCACCCUUGGCGCGGGACCGGCCACGCGGUCUACAAAGGCUUUGUGUAUUACCAUCUUGCCGACACACCCAACGAGAUUCUGAAAGUCCAUUUACUCAAUCGUACCGUGACAGACCGCAUGCUUUUACCGGGAGCUGGCCGCAUUCCCGUGUACGCCUUGUCCCCUCACACGUUCAUCGACCUGGCUGUUGACGAGUUAGGUCUUUGGGCCAUUCAUGCAGAUCCAGACUUCGGAGGUAACUUGGUGAUCACCAAACUUGACGCCAACAGCCUGGCGAUAGAGCACACGUGGGACACCCUGUGCAAAAGCCGGGACGCGGAGGCGGCCGUGAUGAUCUGUGGAACCUUGUAUGUGGUGUACAACUCCCGCUACGGAGGACGAUCGAGCGUCCAAUGUCUGUUCGACAUAAAUGACACUCUCUUUACGGAGGACAGUAACGUAAUCUUCUUCCCCAAACGCUAUGCCAGUCACUCCAGUUUGAAAUACUACCCCAAAGACAAGCAACUCUACGCCUGGGACGACGGCUACCAAACCAUUUAUAAGUUAGAAACCCGAAGAAAAGGCUAA
Molecule: messenger RNA, 1191 nt
Organism: Chanos chanos (milkfish)
Lineage: Eukaryota; Metazoa; Chordata; Actinopteri; Gonorynchiformes; Chanidae
Gene: olfml1
Product: olfactomedin-like 1
Exons: 3
Coding region: 1-1191 (396 amino acids)
Biological process (GO): signal transduction
Source: RefSeq, a predicted model, not a curated record